Messenger RNA from Aspergillus versicolor CBS 583.65, 923 nucleotides. RefSeq lists its product as uncharacterized. NCBI's taxonomy places the organism in Eukaryota, Fungi, Ascomycota, Eurotiomycetes, Eurotiales, Aspergillaceae. The transcript is spliced from 2 exons. The coding region runs from base 81 to 608 and encodes 175 amino acids. The record is from RefSeq and is a predicted model, not a curated record.
UUGGAAUUACAUUCGUAAUUUGAGACGGGGACCGGACAGCUGAGGACACGCGCCCUAGCUCGUUCCUGCCUAGCGCCGUCAUGCUGUUAGUCAGAAAUGACGGGGGCGGCGCCCAUUGGCGGAGUGCGUGUAGCGGGGACGGUGCGUGGUCACAGGGCCCCCUCCGUGCUUCCCGGCAACAGCCCCUCUUUCACCAAGACUGGCCACGGCCGCCUCACUGUCGCGACCCAGCGAUCGCCCCAAAUCGCCCAUCGACUUUCUGCCCACGACCUGCCGCGCCUGCUCGCACCGCACUCACUCCCCCCUCGCUCGCUCCCUUUCUUUUUGACCAGCCCGGCCUCCCACUUCUCGCGGUCCAACUUUCUCCUCAUCCAUUCAAUAUCCCCUCUUCUCCCUCCUCCUCUCCUCUCCUCUUCUUUCCCCUCCUCUUUAUCCCCCUCUAUUCAACACCUCUCUCUAUUCUCCUUCUCUCUUUCAACAGUCCUUCUGAGUUGUUUGUCCUUCCCGCCUUUUGGCCACAAACCUUGUUUUGCUCCCCUCGUCCGCCUGUGGCUGGACCCUACCCUAGAAUAAUCUCACCUCGAACUGUCUCCGCGUCCAAGGAAUGAUCAGACAUCAACUCGAAUACUUGUCGUCAGCCCGCCUUCAGAACCGGUGUGAAGCCACAAUCGGGACGAUACCACGCUUGUCCGCGACGUCGAUACUGUGCUAAGGAAUCCGGUGGCCCGACUGUUGCUACACCCAUCUCAGAGCAAUGGCCCCAAGCGCAUCAAAUACGGCGAAUAACUCGCCUGCCAAGAAGACGUCUGCCCCCGAGAAGAAGUACAAGUGCCAAUUUUGCAACCGCGCCUUUAGUAGGAGUGAGCACCGCAGCCGACACGAGCGAUCAUACGAAAGAACGCCCUUUCAAGUGUUUGAAGUGC